GCUGUCCUCAUCCGCCAGUCGACAUAGAUCCCCGCGGUUUGCUACUCAGAUAAUACAGCAUUUUACCCGUAGCUGCAACCUGAUGUCGUUUCGCAGUAUCUAAGGUGAUAAAUUCAUCAAUUCAGUGACAAUCAAAAUCCGCCUCGUUCGGUUUCUUCGCUCGGUUGAAAUUGGACACCGCUGAUGUUUUAGCGUCCAUCUCUUCUCGUAGGCUGGUGCUGCGGAGGGAUACUCCGUUGGAGACCGACAAUGUGGAGGCUGUUAAAAUGUCUACUAGGAAAAUGAAAUGGUUACAAUUUCGGCGACAAUAAGAAAACGGACUAACGCAAGAGUUAUGGUUCCGUCGAGAGACACUGUUUCAAUUUCGUGACGAAGACGACGGCGAGACGAGGCGGCGGAGGAGUGGUUCAUAUUGUCUUUCCUCAUCUUCAUCAAGCCCACGGUCCGGACCACGGGGAAGGAUCCUAUCCCCAACUUUGUUUUUCUCUCUACUCCAGGCGUUCAUUUCCCUCUGUUGGAUGCCAGAUAAUUGAAUCCAGUCACUUGCUGAGACUGAAAGGGCCAAGUGAACAGCAGCAGAGAAUGGCUGCAGUGGGAACAGACAAGGAGCUCAGCGACUUGCUGGAUUUUAGCGCGAUGUUUGCGCCACCAGUUUCAAAUGGGAAGAACCGGCCGACUACUCUUGCGAGCAGUCAGUUUGGAGGUUCAGGUAUAGAUGAGGGGAGCGGGUCCAGUCCCUGGGGACCGGGAGAGCAGAACAGUCCCUCUUUCAGCCAGGCACGGGGUUAUGGAGAGGGAGCUAUUUACAAUGAUCAUGAGGGCAUUGCCUCUGCCCCCUUAUUUGGACCAGGGAUUGGGAAGCCUGAGCGAGGACCAUACUCUUCGUUUGUAUCACAGCCGGGCUUUAUGCCCAAUGAGAUGCCCAUGCCCAGUCCUGAUGCCCUCUCCCCGUCUGGCCUAAAAUCCAACUCCCAGUUCUACCCCUAUCAGGGGGCCAACCCUCGCAGGAGACCUCCACAAGACAGCAUGGAUCCUCAGCCAAAAAAGAUCAGGAAGGUGCCCCCUGGCCUGCCCUCCUCGGUGUAUGCAUCAGCCUCAGGAGAGGAUUUUAACAGAGAUGGCGCUGGGUAUCCUGCUUCCAAGCCAGGAAAUGUCUACCCAUCAUCUUUCUACAUGCAAGAAGGCCUCCACCCCACCCCUGAUCCAUGGGGCUCUGCUGGGUCGAUGGUUCAGCCUGGUUACUCUGCUGUGUUGGGCCAGCAUGGUCCCUUCCCUGGCAUCAACCCCCAAGACAGACUGAAACGGCAGCCACUGCCCCUCUCCCCCCAAAACUACCCCCUGCAUGGCAGCGAGGUGAACGGGACUCAUCCCUCUGGCUUCCACUCUGGCUCCAGCAGCUACGGAGUCCCCAACCACACACCCCCUAUCACUGGUGCUGACACUAUUAUGGCCAAUCGGGGAACAGCCCCAGGAAGUUCAGGCGAUGAGAUUGGAAAAGCGCUUGCAUCUAUCUACCCCUCAGACCCAAACAGUAGCGCCUUCCCUCCAUCUCCGUCUACACCUUCCGGCUCCCCCCAGGCCAUGUCCGGCUCUGCAUCCCAGUGGACCAGGUCCUCUGGCCAGGCGACACCCUCUCCAAACUUCGAGGGUGGAAUUCAGGCCCUGCAGAACAAAAUGGAGGACCGUCUGGAGGAAGCCAUCCAUGUUCUUCAGCGUCACGCCAGUGGGCAGGGAGGGCCAGGACUGGCUGACAUGCACAGCCUGCUCUCGUCUGGCAUAGGACUACCACCCGCCUUCAACAGCGCAGGGCUGGGACUGGCCAGUCGCCUGCCUGGACUGGUUUCCAGUCACCAUGAAGACUCUGUUGGUGUGCCCUCUAGUGGUGGACUUUUGCAUGGUCACCAUGGCCCCUCCUCAGUCCAGCCGGGCUCUCAGCCUGAAGGUUUUACUGGCCUGCCCGGUAGCAUAUCCCGCUCCAGUGCCAAUGAUAUCAAACGAGAGGACAAGGAGGACGAUGAGAACUCUUCCAUUCCUGACAAGUCUGAGGAUGAGAAAAAAGACUUAAAGGCCCGCAUUCGAACAAGCAGCUGCAGCGUUGUCUCGGUGACUGAUGAGAACCUGACUGCAGAGGAGAAGGAGCAGAGGGAGCGUGAGCGCCGCCUAGCUAACAAUGCUAGGGAGAGGGUGCGUGUGCGUGACAUUAACGAGGCCUUCAGAGAGCUGGGCAGGAUGUGUCAGGUCCACCUCCAGAGCGACAAGGCCCAGACCAAGCUCAUCAUCCUGCAACAGGCUGUCCAGGUCAUACUGGGCCUGGAGAAGCAGGUGCGAGAGCGCAAUUUGAACCCGAAGGCUGCCUGCCUGAAGAGGAGAGAGGAGGAGAAGGUGUCUGGUGUGGACCCCCAGAUGCAGCUUGGAGGGGGCCACCCUGGUCUGGGGGGCGAUGGACACAACCCUGUGAGCCAUAUGUAAUUCUCAGUUCCUGUUGAUUGUACAGCCCUUAGAACACGUGGCCUUAAUCUAUUAUUGUCAUGCAUCUCAGUGUGUGUAAAUCAGCAUAAGGAAAGCACACACAAACACACACACCUCAUCACUGACAAAGCAGGUGGCCACAUUCCUGACCAUGAAUACAAGAGUAACAAGCACACUCACACAGAGAAAAUUUUAAUGAGUCUUUACCAUAACAAAACCUUGAACUGAGGAGACUGGUUUGGAGACGGUGAAAAUUGGACAUAUGGAGUUUAUGUCUAAUGGUCAUGUUUUUGUAAGACAUUUUUAAAAAGUUGCUUUACAUGUUGGGAGCAAACUUGUUUGGAUCAAAUAGGACUUUUGGAUCAAUUGCUCUUGUGAGCAAAGUUUUGAUUUGUAUCCUUGGAUAGUUAUUUGGCAUUCCCAUCUGAAAAGGAGGUCUUACAUUCAUUACAAGCAAAGAGGACACCUGACUAUAUAUUAUGUUUGAAUAAUACCUAUGUCUGAACAUUUGCCUAAUUGUAGGCUUAAUGCAUAGUGUUUGGUAGGAUGAAAAUGGCCAUCAUUAUCAUAUUUUUCUUUCAUAUGACUGAAAUACAAAGGUAGGUUGGAGAUUUCCAGCUAUGCUAACAGCAUUUAAAGGACUGGACAGUCAGAGGACAGACUCCUCUUGCUGGUAUGCUGGUAAUUCUUGGCUGUAUUUUUAUUUUUUAUUGGUGGCUGAAAAGGUGCCACAGUCACUGACUUUAUGUACGUGGUGGGUAUUUUUAUUUUUUGUUUUUCAAAUGGCGGAUCCCUCAGCCUUCUAUGCCCAAGUCCAGUACAUCUAUCGGUUAUGUCACUGCCAUGCAAAUGGAAUGGAAAGACUGCCAGAGAGGGAUCUGCCACCCACUCACACAUGAGCAAGAACUCAUAAUGAAUGCAGAAUCUGCAGUGAUGAUGAUGAGUCACAUGGUGGUGGACACUGUCAUCUCAAGCAUCCUUUUGCAAGACUGCUAGUGGACUGAAGCAAACAGGAAGUGGUCCUCACAUCAUCGUUCACUGUCAUGAAGUCAGUUACCGGCUGCCUUGCCGUCGGCCACAGCGUGUGGACGUGUAGGCAGUGCGCACCUUCGGCCUUGAGUGCAGCCAGUGUCACAUCAGCUUGGCCCUGUCAUCGUGGCUGAAGACUCUUUCUUACAAAUAUGGUGAACUCACAUGUCCAGGUAACAAAAUAUGAAGACUUAUUGUAAGACUCAGAGCAGUCUGUAUUUUGGUAAACUACAUUUUGCUGGAAAAGUAAGAUGGAAAUGGUAGAUGAGUAUUGAAAGGGAUCACGAGUGUUAUUGCUACCUUCUGGUGACUUCACCUAAUUGCCAUUGACUGAUAUUUUUUUUUUUUUUUUUUUUGGUUGUUGCUCUGUAGUAUAAACAGAGCCUUUGGUGUUUGUUUUUCCCCUAUUGAACAACUGCAAAGCCUGUUUGUAAGGAUCUUCCUUUUUGUAGAAUUGAUUUAUCGUUCUGUUUUCUUUUUUUAAAGUUUUAUUUUUAUUUUUUACUUUGUAAGAUAGUUGUAUGAGUUUUUACUUUUGGAAUGCUUUUUUUUUUCUUUUUGUUUACAUUGUUUAAAUGUAAGACAACUCUCAAUUUAGACUCCAGGAACAAAGUGAGGUGUGUUCUGUCAUUCUGAGCACUUUGUGCCAGGUGCUUAGUUGUUUAGAAAUGUUGAAAUUAUCUGGCUGUAACAUCACACAAUUGUGGUAAUUAUUUUCUUUGAAAGCCUGCUUCAACAACAAAAGAAAAACAAAACAAAAAAAAACUGUCGGGCCAGUUACAAUUGAAGUGUUCCGGUGUUUGCAAGACAUAACCUGGUAUAUAAUUUCGCUAAAAACUGAGUACAUGGAAGAUUAUUUUGUCCUUCAGCAUACCUCCCUCCCACUUUAACCGGUGUCCAGUUCCCUAAUGAAAUUGUUGGUUAUUGUGAGGAAGGGUCAUUCUGCACAAUCUGCCACAUAAUUCAAUGUUUCAUUAUGACUGCAUAUGAAGCAUAAAAAUGAAUCAAAAAGGGUGGCCUUAGUCAUUUUCCUGACUUUGGGAGUUUUGAUAAUGGUUACUCACCAGUGCCUGAAUACUUCUCUGCUACACGGUGGAUGAUGUUGCAUUUGAGGAUUUAUAGGUUGUACCUUUUUAUAAUACAGAUGUAUAAAAAAAAAAAAAAGAUUUACUUGGGUAACAUUUGACAAUGUCUCAGCACAUCUCAAUGAAGAAUUACACUCAUUGACGACACUGAACACUUCAGUGUCUGCUUGUGUCAUUAGAUGUAGUAAGUUGAUGGAGAACCUUACGUCUACAACUUUGACUAUAAUGUGACGCUGAAAACUGUACUUAAAAUUUCUCAUCUAUUAUGUACUGAAUUUGUUAAAGAAAUAUAAUUUCAUCCUUGACUGGCAUGUGCAUUGAUUUAUAUGUACAGCGGUAUAUGUCCUCAUCAGCUUUAUCAUUGUAAGCUGAUACUGAUAUGUAACAGUAUUUGGUUUACCUCUAUUUGUCAUUUUGUUUCAUGAUCACAAAUAUCCCCCGCCCCCCCCAUGGACUAGCCCCAAACAUUAUUUUCCUCUUGUCACUUAUUUAGCUCUCUCCCAGAGUUUGUGCUCUUCAACAGAAAUGGAAAAUUGCUACUAUACAUUGCUACUUUUCUUUUACGUACGAGAAAGAUGACUACAGUAUCCAUUGAAUUUCAUUUUCAAAACACACCUGGUAUUUUUUUUUUCCAAUUUUAUUUUUUCUGUCCAGGGGAGUGGACAAACUUUGUCCCUCUCUGUCCUCCACAACAGAUAACCUGCUACAAAACUCACUGUCUCACUCAUGUUUGGGGACAACAUCUAUGUAGGCUAUGUCCUCAAAGUGCCUCCAGUUUCCUAUUUUUUAUAUAUAAAGUAGAUAUUGAGAACUGUCGUGUAUAUAACAGUAAUGUAGCAAUAAAUGUGCCAUUUUGAAUAACAAAAUA
Molecule: messenger RNA, 5451 nt
Organism: Myripristis murdjan (pinecone soldierfish)
Lineage: Eukaryota; Metazoa; Chordata; Actinopteri; Holocentriformes; Holocentridae
Gene: tcf3a
Product: transcription factor 3a
Exons: 20
Coding region: 583-2469 (628 amino acids)
Biological process (GO): regulation of transcription by RNA polymerase II
Cellular component (GO): transcription regulator complex; chromatin
Molecular function (GO): DNA-binding transcription factor activity, RNA polymerase II-specific; protein dimerization activity; RNA polymerase II cis-regulatory region sequence-specific DNA binding
Source: RefSeq, a predicted model, not a curated record